Haliotis rufescens (red abalone) is the source of this 1895-nucleotide messenger RNA. RefSeq lists its product as uncharacterized. The coding region runs from base 251 to 1501 and encodes 416 amino acids. The transcript has 5 exons. NCBI's taxonomy places the organism in Eukaryota, Metazoa, Mollusca, Gastropoda, Lepetellida, Haliotidae. The record is from RefSeq and is a predicted model, not a curated record.
AAUUAUCCUGGGUCCCGUUCCACAAAGCGAUCGUAACUACAAUCAAUCUUAGAGACUUACGUCGAUUAUAAAAUCGUCUUAGCUAAAGUUUACGCCCGUUCCACAAAGCUAUCUUAGGGCGAUUGUAACUUUACAAGUUCUUAAGUAGCCGAUCUUAACAAAGAUCGGAAUCUUCAGCCAUGAAGAUACGAAAGUUUCCCUAAGAGUGGCCUCCCUUGGUCAUGUUUAGCAGACGACGCAUUGUCGAAAUAUGGCCGAAUCGCAGACCUCUGUCGGCGUCAAACACGUUCGUCGCAGCAAUUUUUCAGCAAGCGAGAUCGCUGUCCUUGUUGAUGAGGUGGCUGUUCACCACACGACACUGAAUUCCUCUUUCAGCUCUACCGUCACCAAUAAGCUGAAAGACAGCAUAUGGGAGGACAUCGCUAACAAGUUCAACGCAAGCACUGCUACAGUUGAGACGAUGUCGGACUACAGCAAGAUGAUGAUGAACUAUUUCGGCGCCUGUGGUGUCAUGACAAACUUAUCCCUGGCACGGGAUUUGGGCCUGGUGAAGAUGUUGGUGGAAGCCAAAGCCCCUCUCACAUCACAGCAGAUGGCUGACAAGUUGAACCUAAGAGAAAGGUACGUGCGUGAGAUCCUGGGUGCACUGGCUGUCGGGAGAAUCAUCAGCGUAGACGACUCCUCCACCAAGUUUCAUGUUCCAGAAGACAACAAGGGCACACUGGAUGCAAUAUCUGUGUUUGCCAGAGUUAUUCCACAGAUGGGUACAAGAUAUGAGAGUAUCAAGAAAUGUGCUCAACCACAAAACCAUGGCGGAAUGGUCUACAAUCAGUCUGAUGCUAUGUUUGAGGUGAUGAAAGAGAUUGUGGUCGUAGUCAAGAAAGAUAUGGUUGACACAGAUAUUCUGCCUGCGGUGUCCCUGCUGCUGCCCAAAUUAGAAUCGGGAAUCAAGGUUGCCGAAUUUGGAUGCGCAACAGGUUACAUUUUAAACCAAUUGGCAUCAAGAUUCAAGAACAGCACGUUCCUUGGUUCAGACGUAGCAAGCGAGCCAUUGGUUGAAGCCAGAGAAGAUGCAACCAGGCAAGGCCUUCAGAAUAUCACCUAUGACACAGAUAAUAUUGACACCAUAUCUAAAAGAUAUGCGGAGAGUUUUGAUUGGAUACUAACCCGCGAUGUCAUUCACGACUUGACAUAUCCACAGGAUGCCUUAAACGAGAUUUACCGGUGUCUGAAACCAGGGGGAAUUUACAGCAUGAUUGAUGUGGGAAUAGAGGGGGGCAUAACUGGCAACAUUGCUAAUCCUUCAGCGAUGUUCUACUACUCGGCAAGCACUUUCUUCUGUAUUCCGGAAAGCUACCGCAAGCCUGAUUCUGCAGCACUUGGGGCAACGUGGGGUGCACCUUUGGCAAGAGAGAUGGUUGCUAAAGCUGGUUUCACCAUCAUAAACGAGUCUGUGAGUCGCACAGAUCCGUUUGAGGUACACUUUGUCUGUCAGAAGUAGAUUUCAGUUGCAUCUGAUGCGCCUGGAAAUCGUUGGUGUUUGGACCAACAUUUAAAUUGCUUUUUGUAGUUAUAGUAUCUGGUAAUGUGGCUGACGACAGUACAAGCCCAUUUACAGGUUGAUUCGUAGAAACACUUUCUUGACGUUAAACCCCAUUUCACCCAAUUUCAUCAAACACUAAUCCACUCAUUGGAAACCAGUUUUUUUCAAAUGAUGUUCUUAAUUUCCUAUUCGUCUUGUUAUUAAAUACGCUUGUUCCUGUCUGUUUGGAUGUAUGUUAUAAAACAAUAAAUGGACAGAAAGUAAAUUCAUUACAACCUUACAAUUUCUGUUCGGAAAUUGGGAAUGUAAGACAACACUUGACUAAUAUUAUUAUAAAGAUAAUGGUUUCUUU